AGAAUGUUACUCAUAACUUUCCUCUCGAUGCUUCUUAUGUGCACAUUUCAAAAAGGGGAGUCGUCUUCGUGGCCCCUUGACAUAGAGAACGAGUGCACGAAACUUAUCAAAGAAGGAGGAAAAAUUGCAUGCAAUCUCACAGGAGAAGGAGAUUAUGACCGGAUGAGUAUCUCAAAUUGUUGGGUGACUUGCAAGCAAGGCUCCAAUAUGUUCAUGUUACCACAUGUUGAAUGCCAACGAGUCCUGGGAUCUGAAUCCUGGGCGGGAUACCAGAAGGUGUACGGUGAACUACCGCCAUACGGAUUUCAGCGAAAUAUUUUAGAUGCCAAAUCUGUAGGAAAGAAAACCUUCACAAGCAAGAGCGAUUUACCACAAAAUUUAUAA
Molecule: messenger RNA, 384 nt
Organism: Ixodes scapularis (black-legged tick)
Lineage: Eukaryota; Metazoa; Arthropoda; Arachnida; Ixodida; Ixodidae
Exons: 5
Coding region: 4-384 (126 amino acids)
Source: RefSeq, a predicted model, not a curated record